UUCAGCUCGGUUUCCUCCUUCCCUCCCUCUAUCUCUUUCGGAAGUAUGGGUUCAUCACUCUGGAUUCUGUUCGUGUGUGUGUUGUUUAUGGCGUCUGGAACAAUGGGAGCUCCCCCGAGAAGGCCUGCACCUGUCCCAUUCGGGAGGAACUAUGUGCCUACUUGGGCUCUUGAUCAUAUCAAGUACUACAGUGGCGGCUCCCAGAUUGAGCUUUUCCUUGACAAGUAUACUGGUACUGGUUUCCAGUCAAAAGGGUCUUACUUGUUCGGGCAUUUCAGUAUGCAAAUAGAGCUUGUCCCAGGAGAUUCUGCUGGAACUGUUACUGCCUUCUAUUUGUCUUCUCAAAACUCGGAGCAUGAUGAGAUGGACUUUGAGUUCCUGGGGAACAGGACAGGGCAGCCAUACAUUCUGCAGACCAAUGUGUUCACCGGAGGAAAGGGUGACAGAGAACAAAGGAUUUAUCUUUGGUUCGACCCAACCAAAGACUACCACUCCUACUCUGUGCUGUGGAACCUCUAUCAGAUUGUAUUCUUUGUUGACGACGUUCCGAUUCGAGUGUUCAAGAACUGCAAAGAUUUGGGGGUGAAGUUCCCAUUCAACCAGCCGAUGAAGUUAUACUCCAGCUUGUGGAACGCGGAUGACUGGGCAACGAGGGGUGGGCUGGAGAAGACCGACUGGUCGAAUGCACCGUUCAUAGCGGCGUACAAGGGGUUCCACAUCGAUGGGUGUGAGUCGUCGGUGAAUGCAAAGUUCUGUGCCACACAGGGGAAGCGGUGGUGGGAUCAAAAGGAGUUCCAGGACCUGGACUCGUACCAAUGGAGGAGGCUGGCCUGGGUGCGCAACAAAUACACCAUCUACAACUAUUGCAACGACAGGAGCAGAUACCCUUCUAUGCCUCCAGAGUGCAAGAGAGACAGGGACAUUUGAAUCUAAAAUCACAAUCUCAUAUUUAUCAUCCCAAAAUCUAUUCCCAGAAUUUGUUAUCAUGAUUAUGAUAAU
Hibiscus syriacus is the source of this 999-nucleotide messenger RNA. RefSeq names its product probable xyloglucan endotransglucosylase/hydrolase protein B. NCBI's taxonomy places the organism in Eukaryota, Viridiplantae, Streptophyta, Magnoliopsida, Malvales, Malvaceae. The record is from RefSeq and is a predicted model, not a curated record. Gene Ontology annotation, biological process: xyloglucan metabolic process; cell wall biogenesis. Gene Ontology annotation, molecular function: hydrolase activity, hydrolyzing O-glycosyl compounds; xyloglucan:xyloglucosyl transferase activity. The coding region runs from base 46 to 927 and encodes 293 amino acids. Gene Ontology annotation, cellular component: cell wall; apoplast. The transcript has 5 exons.